CGCGCCCCGCCGCCGCCCCCCGGCCCCCGCGUCGCCCCAUAGCCCGGGCCGCACCGCGCGCCGCCCGCAGCGGCCCUGAGCCCCGGUCCCCGCACGCUGCCUGGGACCCGAAGCGCAGAAGCGAGCGCGCCUGGAAGCGAGACCCAGAGAAGGAGCGGGAAGCAGAGCGCAGCCGCCGCCGGGCCCUGCGCGCCCCGGGAGCGCAGCGCGGCCCUGCCCGCCGGCUCCGGGUGUCCGCGGGGCGGCGCCGCGGAUCAUGACGGCGCCCUGGGCGGCCCUCGCCCUUCUCUGGGGAUCGCUGUGCGCCGGUUCUGGGCGUGGGGAGGCCGAGACUCGGGAGUGCAUCUACUACAACGCCAACUGGGAGCUAGAGCGCACCAACCAGAGCGGCCUGGAGCGCUGCGAGGGCGAGCAGGACAAGCGUCUGCACUGCUACGCCUCCUGGCGCAACAGCUCGGGCACGAUCGAGCUAGUGAAGAAGGGUUGCUGGCUGGAUGACUUCAACUGCUACGACAGGCAGGAGUGUGUGGCCACUGAGGAGAAUCCCCAGGUGUACUUCUGCUGCUGUGAAGGCAACUUCUGCAACGAGCGCUUCACCCACUUGCCGGAGCCCGGGGGCCCAGAAGUCACGUACGAGCCACCCCCGACAGCCCCCACCCUGCUCACGGUGCUGGCCUACUCGCUGCUGCCCAUUGGGGGCCUCUCCCUCAUUGUCCUGCUGGCCUUCUGGAUGUAUCGACAUCGCAAGCCUCCCUAUGGCCAUGUGGACAUCCACGAGGACCCCGGGCCCCCGCCCCCAUCCCCUCUGGUGGGCCUGAAGCCACUGCAGCUGCUGGAGAUCAAGGCUCGGGGUCGCUUUGGCUGCGUUUGGAAGGCUCAGCUCAUGAACGACUUUGUGGCCGUCAAGAUCUUCCCACUCCAGGACAAGCAGUCGUGGCAGAGUGAGCGGGAAAUCUUCAGCACUCCGGGCAUGAAGCAUGAGAACCUGUUGCAAUUCAUUGCUGCCGAGAAGCGAGGCACCAACCUGGAGGUGGAACUGUGGCUCAUCACAGCUUUCCACGACAAGGGCUCCCUCACGGAUUACCUCAAGGGGAACAUCAUCACGUGGAACGAACUGUGUCAUGUGGCAGAGACGAUGUCACGAGGCCUCUCGUACCUGCACGAGGAUGUGCCCUGGUGCCGUGGCGAGGGCCACAAGCCUUCUAUUGCCCACAGGGACUUCAAAAGCAAGAAUGUUCUGCUGAAGAGUGACCUCACUGCUGUGCUGGCAGACUUUGGCCUGGCCGUUCGGUUUGAGCCAGGGAAGCCUCCCGGGGACACCCAUGGGCAGGUUGGCACUAGACGGUACAUGGCCCCCGAGGUGCUGGAGGGAGCCAUCAACUUCCAGAGAGACGCCUUCCUGCGCAUCGACAUGUAUGCCAUGGGGCUGGUGCUGUGGGAGCUUGUUUCUCGUUGCAGGGCUGCAGAUGGGCCUGUGGACGAGUACAUGCUGCCCUUUGAGGAGGAGAUUGGCCAACACCCUUCCCUGGAGGAGCUGCAGGAGGUGGUUGUGCACAAGAAGAUGAGGCCCACCAUUAAGGAUCACUGGCUGAAGCACCCGGGUCUGGCCCAGCUCUGUGUGACCAUUGAGGAGUGUUGGGACCAUGAUGCAGAGGCUCGCCUCUCAGCAGGCUGCGUGGAGGAGCGGGUGUCCCUGAUCAGGAGGUCGGUCAACGGCACUACCUCGGACUGUCUAGUCUCUCUGGUGACCUCGGUCACCAAUGUGGACCUGCCCCCUAAAGAGUCCAGCAUCUAAGCCUAGGAUAUGAGUGUCUCUCCAGACUCAGUGGAUCUGAAGAAAAAAAAGGAAAAAAGUUGUGUUUUGUUUUGGAAAUCCCAUAAAACCAACAAACACAUAAAAUGCAGCUGCUAUUUUACCUUGACUUUUAUUAUUAUUAUAAUUAUUAUUAAUAA
Phodopus roborovskii (desert hamster) is the source of this 1953-nucleotide messenger RNA. RefSeq names its product activin A receptor type 2B (gene Acvr2b). The coding region runs from base 257 to 1795 and encodes 512 amino acids. Lineage: Eukaryota; Metazoa; Chordata; Mammalia; Rodentia; Cricetidae. The record is from RefSeq and is a predicted model, not a curated record. Gene Ontology annotation, cellular component: activin receptor complex; plasma membrane. Gene Ontology annotation, biological process: cellular response to growth factor stimulus; activin receptor signaling pathway; protein phosphorylation. The transcript is spliced from 11 exons. Gene Ontology annotation, molecular function: activin receptor activity; ATP binding; activin binding.